CUUGCUCCUCGAUACGACGGGAGCAUGUCCCGGCGACGAGUGUCUACUCGGAAUACUCGAGGAGGACACCCUUUCGAGAACCACGUCAAAUAUACUGAUCAGGACGACUCUGCGAGCGACAAUAACAUUAUGGACCCACAGAGUUCCAACUAUCAGCCUGACGAAUAUCAGGACGAAGGAGCCUCGAAGUCGGAUAUCAACAUCGAAGCCAACCCGAGCAAUAAUGACCCAAUACCACCAGAGGGUGGCCUCCAGCUGGGAGGUGGCCAAACAAUCAAACUCAUGCUCGUCCCCGACAAGGUCCAUGCACCGGCUGCUCCUCGAAAGAAGAAAGAAAAGCCACACCCCCAGGCCAAGAUGACCAAGUUUUGGGACAAUUUCAACCCCGAGUAUCAAGGAAAAGUUACCCGGAUUCUGCCUGAGCGCAUGACCGACAAGAAUUUGUCUCUGUCAAAGCUGGUGGGUGAGAUUGCUCACCGGGCCACAAAUUCAUACGAGCUCGCCAAGGAGAAGUGCAUCCGGGACGUCAAGAGAAUCAUAAGGGAGUGCCGGGACGCAAAUCAAAAGUAUACCGAUCCUCACUUCGACAUAGAACGAGAUUUGAAGAUCACCAGAGCUCGAGAUUGCUUAGAUGGCUUGGUCGUCAACGAUGGUGAUAAAGAAUAUCCGGCCGACGUGAAACGUGUCACUGAGAUAUUUGACAAUCCCAAAUUCUAUGUCGAUGGUGUCUCGUACGAUGAUAUCCUUCAAGGUUCAGCAGGUGAUUGCUGGUUUUUGGCUGCUGUAUCGGCGCUCUCAUGCAACCAAAAGUUCAUCGAGCGCGUCUGUGUGAUCCAAGAUGAAGUUGUAGGAGUGUACGGUUUCGUAUUCCAUCGAGAUGGCGAGUGGCACCAAUGUAUCAUCGACGACAAACUAUACCUUCGAGCCCCCAAUUACGAUGAAAGUGGAGACGUCGUGCUUGGACAAUAUGGCGUCCGCCGCAACAACCAAGAAGACCAAUAUCAAGAAUUGUUUCAGAGGGGUUCCCAAGCGCUAUACUUUGCGCAGUGCCGCGACCAAAACGAGACAUGGGUCAGCUUACUAGAGAAGGCUUAUGCCAAAGCACAUGGCGACUACGCCUCGAUCUACGGGGGCCAAAGUGGAGAGGCCCUGGAAGACAUAACGGCAGGAGUGACGUCCGAGAUCUAUACGACCAACAUCCUCGAUACCAAUGCUUUCUGGACCGACGAACUCUCUCGAUGCGGCAAGACGGAAGAUUUUGUCUUCUCCUGCGCGGCGGCCCGCUGGCGAGAAUGGCGCCCUUACCUCGUUGCGAAUGAGAAGGUUCGCGAAGAAAGACGGUCGGGGAUCGUCUCUCAACACGCGUACGCCAUUCUGGACACGUACGAAGGUCAUGGUGAGCGCCUCGUGAAAAUUCGCAACCCAUGGGGUCGCAAGGAAUGGACCGGUGCUUGGUCCGACGGCUCCAAGGAGUGGACCCCUGCAUGGCUGUCACGAUUGGACCAUCAAUUUGGCGACGACGGUAUCUUCUGGAUGACGUACAAGGACAUGCUCAGCAAGUACAAGUAUAUCGACCGUACCCGAAUCUUUGGGCCCGAGUGGCACGUCGCACAGCAGUGGUUGUCGGUUCAAGUGCCUUGGAGCACUCUCGACUACCAAACUAACCAUUUCUCCAUCGACGUGCCUGAAGACACCGAAGCUGUAAUAGUCCUGUCACAACUCGACGAUCGAUACUUUAAAGGACUUCAAGGGAAAUACAAUUUUACUCUUCAGUUCCGUGUCCAGAGGGACGACUCAGAGUCGGAUGAUGAUGAUGAUGAUGAUGAUCAUGAUGCUGGGAAUUAUAUCUCACGGAGCAAGUUGAAUUAUGAACUCGUUCGUUCCGUCAACGUCGAGGUCCCCCUGUCCAAAGGCACAUAUUCGGUACUCGUGAAAGUGGAGGCCGCGUCUACAUCGCGUGACGACGUCGAGACGAUCAUUCGCCAAAACAUCCAUCGAAGAGAUAAAAUCACACAGAUUGGUAAGCUUUACGAUUUGGCACAUCAAAAAGGUCAACUUCCGGGCGUGUCUUCCGCCGGAACCUCGUUGUCACCUUCGGGAACGAGCACACCAGGUGCUAGAGUCGCGCCGGAAUCGCCAAAACCAGCAGCUACUACACCCGCGGCAGAGGCAGAAACGGAAAAGACCAAAGAGGAGGAAGAAGAAGAAGCCGAGGAAAAGAAGGAUCCGAACCGGAAUCCGUGGAACGCAAGCUGUAUUGUCGGUUUGCGAGUGUACAGCAGGCAACCCGACCUCGGCCUCAAGGUUGUGGUACCCUCCGAAGAGGAGGAUACCGAGACAGCGACAAAACCGCCGACGCUCGACAGGGAUGAUGUCGCCAAGAGUGCCCUCGACGAGGUACAAGCUGCCGCAGCAGACAAAAAGAUCGAGGAGGAGGAGGAGGAGGAGCCGGUCAAAGGAGAUGAUAAUACUAAUAACCAGGAGCCACCAGCGGAAAGGACCCAAGAGUCAACCACAUCUAGAAAGAAAGUCAGACUGAAUCUGGAUAGUAGGAGUGUUGACGAGGAACAAAAAGACAAUAAUGGAGAAGCAUCAUCGUCGUCGUCUGAUGAAGAAAGCAGUCAUGCGUCAUAUGAUGGAUGAUUGAUUAGCUUCAAAAACUGCGGCGAGGAAAGGAAAAGGGUAGUCGUCCACAUCUACUAUAUACCUAGGUGUACAAGUAGGUACGGGGUAAAAGGGGACAUCCAAAGAGAACACGGCGGCGGCUCACAAGAGGAUCAAUAUUUCGUGUCUCUACAGCGGCCCUCCUCGACCAUGAUGACCUAGGUAAACACUUUUGGAUGGUGCAAAGGACAUUUGAUAUUUUUUGGGUUGUUUUAUUUUGGCGCAACAUAUAUGGUGGUG
This is a messenger RNA of Exophiala oligosperma, 2904 nucleotides long. RefSeq lists its product as uncharacterized. Gene Ontology annotation, biological process: proteolysis. The transcript is spliced from 4 exons. Gene Ontology annotation, molecular function: calcium-dependent cysteine-type endopeptidase activity. The record is from RefSeq and is a predicted model, not a curated record. Gene Ontology annotation, cellular component: cytoplasm. Bases 25 to 2643 code for a protein of 872 amino acids. Lineage: Eukaryota; Fungi; Ascomycota; Eurotiomycetes; Chaetothyriales; Herpotrichiellaceae.